AUGGUCCAAAAUGCACCCCGGGAAGUCGAUUUGCUAAUAGUGGGAGCAGGCCUUCACGGCCUCACAAUGGCCAAAACCUACCUGCAGACCGACCCAGCUGCCAACCUCCUAGUAGUGGACGAGGCCGCCUCGGUCGGCGGGACAUGGGCCUACGAGAGACUCUACCCAGGGCUCGUCACGAACAAUAUCUUUGGCUCGUACGAGCUGAGCGACUUUCCCUUGGUGCCGGAGAAAUACGGCGUUGCUGGUGUUGGACACAUCCCUGGCACUGUGGUUCAUAGCUACUUCUGUGAUGUAGCUGACCAUUUUGGUAUUACGCCGUGUUUGCUGUUGCGGCGUCGGGUUGCGCGCGCAACUGUUGAUGGGUGUCGGUGGAAUGUGCGUGUUGAGUGCGUUGAUGGGUGCAUGGAGGCGGAAGAUCUCAUCGCGAGAAGGUUGGUCAUUGCUACAGGUUUGACGUCAACACCGAGUAUUCCUCGACUACCGGGAUCGAAUCGUUUCACGGGCUUGAUAGUGCAUUCGAAGCAGCUGAAAGAGCAAGCGCAUGCCCUCGCGCAGUGUAACAACGUGGUCGUGCUCGGCGCCAACAAGUCCGCUUGGGACGUGUGCUAUAGAGCUGCUAAGUCCGGCGCGCAGGUCCACAUGGUGAUUCGGCCCUCCGGCGGGGGUCCGAGUUAUCUCUGGCCAAGAUCAUUCUUCAUCGGGCCGUGGAAGGCCUCGUUGGCGAAGAUAUCCGCCACGCGCGGGUUUUCCCUGUUUGAUCCUACGCUAUUUGGUGAGAAUGGAGCGUUUUCUUGGAUUCGUGGGUUUCUCCAUCGUACGUUGGUUGGUAGCUGGCUGUGUCGGUUGUUUUGGAGCUGUCUUGACGAGCAUAUCAAGACGAUUCACGGGUACCGUGGGAAUCCUGAGCUGCAGAAGCUGGAGCCAUGGACCACGCCGUUUUGGAUGGGUAACUCGCUGAGUAUCCACAAUUAUGAGACCAGCUGGUUUGACCUCGUUCGCGAGGGAAAGAUCCAUGUCCACAUUGCGCAAGUUACAGGCAUUUCCACGAACAGCGUCCAGAUUACAGGAGAGACCGAAAGGUCUCUAGACGCAGAUGCUAUUGUGUGCUGUACGGGAUGGAAGGCAGAAGUUCCGGUGGACAUCCACUCUACUACCUGUGACAAACAACAUGCAAAGGCCCACGACGAGAUACUCCAGAGGAUCCCUUACCUCCCGUUUUCUCCAAAAACUCGCAAUGCUCCCCCAGUUGGAGAGAAGAACCAAACGUCGGAAACCGUCCCUGCUCCAGAGCUCUACCGGCACAUUGUCCCGUCCGGUAGGGAGUCCUUUCGAAAUCGAAAUAUUGCGUUCAUCGGCAUGCACUCCUGUCUCCAUGCGUUUAUCGUGGCGCAGGCCCAGGCGCUAUGGAUCACCGCUUUCUUCAAAAAUCAAGUAAAUCAUCUCCAUGAUAUGGAUCAUGAAGCUGUUGAGUAUAACACUGCCCUACAUAGCGCAUUUACGCGGAUACGACGGCCCAAAGAAUUGGGCGGAUCAGGCGGAAACUAUCCCGACUUGGUGUUUGAUAGCUUGCCGUAUGUUGAUGUUCUGCUGAAUGAUGUGGCGGUCGAGUCGAAGCGAAAGGGGAGUUGGUGGAGGGAGCUCACGGAGCCAUAUCGUCCUGGUGAUUAUGUUGGAUUGGUAGAGGAGUGGCUCGCCGCGAGGACGAGUAGCUAG
Messenger RNA from Aspergillus candidus, 1716 nucleotides. RefSeq names its product FAD/NAD(P)-binding domain-containing protein. Lineage: Eukaryota; Fungi; Ascomycota; Eurotiomycetes; Eurotiales; Aspergillaceae. The record is from RefSeq and is a predicted model, not a curated record. The coding region runs from base 1 to 1716 and encodes 571 amino acids. The transcript is spliced from 2 exons.